AUGAAGUUCCUCAGCGUCCUCGUAACCGUCGCCCUUGCCUCUGUUAGCAUGGCUCAAAGCUGCAAUAACCUAUUCAUCAAAUGCACUGAGGUCACCUGCGUAAACAAAUGUGUAAGUAUUAAGAUUCAGUUCGGUUCUCCUUUACCAUCAACCUCUCAUUCGUUCGUCAAUUGCAAUCCCCUCCUCCUCAUAAUCCCAUUAUUCGGAAACCAAAAACAAAAAAAAAGACUUGGACUACUUACUAACCGCACUUUUUCCCUUCCACAGGGUGUGGCACAGUACGCUUGCAAUCCAGAAAUAUGCCGCUGCAAUGGUUGUCCUUAGACGGCGGUCAUUUACAGUAUCUACGAACGAGGAGGGAAGUGUGUAG
Messenger RNA from Hymenoscyphus albidus, 370 nucleotides. NCBI's taxonomy places the organism in Eukaryota, Fungi, Ascomycota, Leotiomycetes, Helotiales, Helotiaceae. The record is from the annotation of a GenBank genome assembly.